Messenger RNA from Aspergillus luchuensis, 1992 nucleotides. RefSeq names its product threonine/serine exporter family protein. The transcript has a single exon. The coding region runs from base 1 to 1992 and encodes 663 amino acids. Gene Ontology annotation, biological process: transmembrane transport. Lineage: Eukaryota; Fungi; Ascomycota; Eurotiomycetes; Eurotiales; Aspergillaceae. Gene Ontology annotation, molecular function: transmembrane transporter activity. The record is from RefSeq and is a predicted model, not a curated record.
AUGUCCAGCCCAGUUGACGAAUCCAAAACCCAUCUGGGUCCUCCACGACGCGACACCGACCCCUCCAGUGACGACGACCGGCUGGGUAACCGAUCGACCAACAAUGACGAACGCCCGUUGACCCGCGAAAAUCCUCCUCCGCCCGCGGGGGGUAACCAGUGGGGCGUGCUCUUCAAAGCCAUCCGCGAUGGCACUUCACAACUCGCUGAAAAACUCGGUCGUGAUCCUGACGGCGGUGAUGGACUGGAUUCGGCCUGGCACCCGGAAGACUACGGAUUUCAGGAGGAUAUCGAGAUGAGAGAGAUGCUUGCCGAGGAGGAACUCGAGGAUGCUGCCUACGCUUCUAAGCUGCAGUCGGUGCUGGGUUCUGAUGCCAAUAACCUUGUCAAGAACCUGGGCUUGGGUGAGACGCCGUCGCGGACCAACAGCAAUGAUGAGAAUCUGGUCGGAGGUGUGCUCUGGCAUUUACUCAGCCAUCAGAUGGGACAUAAUCCAGAGGAAAUUCAUGACGAUGGUGCUAUCCCAGCAUCGACAGAAGACGGACUGGCACCGCUACCUACUGACCUGCGGAAACGUCGGAAGAAGAAGUGGUACGAGGAGGAUCCAACAAACGACAAAGAAGGGCGGAGGAAAAUGAAGGAGGAGCUAUUGACACAAAAGAUUGGCUCGCUUCUCACACGCCAGCGCUAUAUGAUCCAGCUGUGUCGCGCACUGAUGAAGUUUGGCGCUCCGACGCAUCGUCUUGAAGAAUACAUGCAGAUGACGGCUUACCGAUUGCGCGUGAACGGUCAAUUUAUGUACAUUCCCGGCUGCAUGAUUAUCUCAUUUGACGAUCCCCUCACCCGUACUGCGGAGGUCAAGCUGGUCCGUACAACACACGGAUUGGAUCUCGGCCGACUCGGGGACAUUCACAACUGCUACAAAAAUGUCCUCCAUGGCAGACUGACGCCGGAUGAGGCACUCCCGGUGAUGGACGAUCUCCUUACACGAAAGAGUCGCAUCCAUCAGGCAUGGUUGUUGGUCUUGCUGUCCGGUUUCGCGAGUGUGGCGGUGGGUCCGUGGGCGUUCAGCGCGCGCCCGGUCGACAUGCCCAUCAUCUUCGUCCUGGGCUGUCUGCUCGGAAUAUUGCAGUAUGUGCUGGCACCACGAUCCGCGUUGUACUCAAACGUGUUCGAAGUGACCGUGGCCAUGCUCACGUCAUUUUUGGCACGUGCAUUUGGAAGCAUUUACUACUCCAACGGCGAGCCUAUUUUCUGUUUCUCCGCCCUGGCAGAAUCAUCCAUUGCACUGAUUCUUCCAGGAUACUCCGUGCUGUGUAGCAGUCUGGAAUUGCAAUCGCAUCAGAUCGUGGCAGGAUCCAUCCGACUGGUCUAUACUAUUAUCUAUUCGCUUUUCCUCGGUUAUGGCGUGACAGUCGGUCUAACGAUCUACGGGCUGAUGGACGAUAAUGCGACCACGGCGACAACCUGCCCUUCACGAGACACCAAUAUUUACGGCAGCGUAUACGUGCAGGAAUUCGUGUUUGUGGCUGUUUACUGUGCCUUUGCCGCCAUCCUCAACCAGGCCAAAUGGAAGCAGCUGCCGAUCAUGUCCUUCAUGGGCGUUGCAGGCUACACAACCAACUACUUCACCGCCAACCACCUGGACAGUCGGUUCGGCAGUACUAUCGGGGCGUUCACGAUCGGAUUGUGUGCCAACUUGUACAGUCGAGUGUGGCAUGGACACGCUGCUGCGGCCAUUGUGCCGGGUAUGUGGACGCUGGUUUCGUCUGGUCUGGCCAGUAGUGGAUCGAUCAUCUCGGGAUUGGCAUAUGCAGAAGCAGUGAAGAACAACACCGUGUCGGAUUCCACCACAACCAAAACACAAGAGUCACUGGGAGGGUUGGCGUUGACUAUGGUGCAGACGGCGUUGGGAAUCACGGUCGGUCUGUUUCUUUCCGCCAUGGUGGUCUAUCCAGGCGGAAAACGCAAGGGCGGUUUAUUCAAUUUGUGA